AUGUAUACAUCCAUCCUCACCACCCUUCUCAUAACCGGCACCACCCUCGCCGCAAGUCUGCCCCCGAGCCCAGGUCAUCCUCUCAUCCCCUCAGAAUACGUACCAGAAUCUGUACAUCCAGCUGCAAAGCGACAGGGCCUCCCCCUCGGUGAUGUUCUAGGUGGAGGCGAUGUUCUGGGCGGAGGCGGUCCUCUGGGCGGCCUAGGAGACUUAUUAGGCGCUGGAGGCGACGCUGAGAGCUCUUCCGCUGCGCCCGCCCCGGCUCCGACUCCUGUUCCCAGAGCAUCAGAUAUCGUCAUGACGACUACGAUGAUCACCGUAACAGCGACCUUGUCUACGCCGUUGCCAGAAGCGCCAUCAGCUUCCGUGUCUCCUGUGCCUGAAGAUCUGGCCGGCGUCUACGUCUGCGACGACAUCAACUGGAACGGCGCAUGUUCGCACCACUUCACCAAGCCAGGAGGUUCAGACAUUGACUGCGCACAAUUGUCUGGUAGGGAAUCAUCGAUUGGACCGGAUCCAGGCUUCCUAUGCGAGUUCUUCACCAACAACUCUUGCCACAAGACUCCUGGCGUUGAAUCCGAUUUCCUCAGCUUGAGCUGGCCCGGUAAUGCGGAUCUGAGGAGUACGGACAAGGGUGAUUUGAAUGACAAGUUCUUGAGCUAUGUUUGCUUCAAGGUGUUGUAG
Molecule: messenger RNA, 684 nt
Organism: Alternaria viburni
Lineage: Eukaryota; Fungi; Ascomycota; Dothideomycetes; Pleosporales; Pleosporaceae
Exons: 2
Coding region: 1-684 (227 amino acids)
Source: RefSeq, a predicted model, not a curated record